AUGAAAGAUACCCACAAGCCUCGCUCCCGGACCUCCCCGGCCGCCACAUUCUCUUCAUCGUCGGCAUUAUCUCCCCCCUCCGGUGGGGCAAAUAAGAGACCCCGUAAGGAAGGCCGACACUCGACCUACCACGGGGUGCGCAUGCGAAAUUGGGGGAGGUGGGUUUCCGAGAUUAGGGAGCCACGGAAGAAGUCCCGCAUCUGGCUUGGUACCUUCGGCUCCGCAGAGAAGGCAGCACGCGCGCACGAUGUAGCGGCACUCGCCAUCAAGGGUCCCGCCGCGCACCUCAACUUCCCGGAUCUCGUGCACCUGCUUCCACGCGCAGCUAGCGCUGAGCCAAAGGAUGUCCAGGCCGCCGCAGCACUUGCCGCCGCCAUGGACUUCCCAGGUGAUACCAACGGCAAGAACCCCGACAACACCUCCGACACCCUAGCCGUGUUGCCACAGCCACCACCGCCACAUGACGAGACAGGCCUAGAAGGUAUGUUGCUCGACCUUCCAAACCUGAUCUUGGACAUGAGGUUCGAUUCUCCUUCAGAUAUACCAUGCGACUCGUCGUGGGUCGCGGAUGACAACAUAUAUGUCGAUGACGCGUUCAACCUCGAGGAUCUGAUGCUGUGGGAUUAA
Brachypodium distachyon (stiff brome) is the source of this 627-nucleotide messenger RNA. Its product is annotated as ethylene-responsive transcription factor ERF039. Gene Ontology annotation, biological process: regulation of DNA-templated transcription. The transcript has a single exon. NCBI's taxonomy places the organism in Eukaryota, Viridiplantae, Streptophyta, Magnoliopsida, Poales, Poaceae. The coding region runs from base 1 to 627 and encodes 208 amino acids. The record is from RefSeq and is a predicted model, not a curated record. Gene Ontology annotation, molecular function: DNA-binding transcription factor activity; DNA binding.